GACGCCCCACUCCAAAAACAUUCGUCAGAUUUUGUAGCUCAUGUUUUGCCUGCCUGAAUUUAUUCCGCUACUUGCAAUGGCCCUAUCUGAAUAUAAAACACAAAGCUAAUCUUUAAACUCCGCUCUGUGACCUAAUUAUGACCGUGGUAGGGUUGUUAUGUUAUUUAAGAAGCACAAGAUUGUUUCGGACCCCUUUGUUGGUGUCUGCGGUGUUUUCACGAGGACAUGCUUCUUACACGCAAGGACAGAGUCCCGAGCCGCGGAUUCGGGAAUAUUUCUACUACAUUGACCAUCAAGGACAGCUCUUCCUGGAUGAUACUAAGGUGAAGAACUUUGUCACUUGUUUCAAAGAUCAGCAGUUUCUAGUAUUUUUCUUUAAGCAUCUGAAAGUGAAUCAGAGUGGCCGCUAUCAGGAGCACUUUCCCUUCCUUUCCCUAUGUGGACGUGAGAGGAACUUCCUGCGCUGUGAUGAUCAACCAGUUGUCUUCACUCACCUGUUGUCUCCUGAGUCAACACAUGAGGAGAGUCUAUCAUACUGUGGAGGCGGGGCUACACUGACAGUUCUGUUUCAACCAGAAUCGUUGUUCAUGCAUCCAGUCAGUGGCAGAGUGUACCAUCCUGCUCCUGAGCGUGUAGGGGGUGUUGGAUUGGUGCGUUCUGCACUGGCCAUUGAGCUCAGCCCUUUCUUUCAGUACUCUUUGGGAGAAGUUAACACCACACAGCCUACUCAUUUUCUUUGGGCCGGGCAGUGCCACAUGUUGACCAACGAGCUGUCAAGACAUUUCCUUGUGAACUAAGACGUAUUCUCCAGAGGGUGGCAGACACCUUUAUUUUCGAAUACACUUCAGGCAAAUGUUUAUCUAUGUUUCAGCAAACUGCUGUAGCUAAAAUAUUUGAGAUGUGUGACUGUGAGUGCAUAUUUAAGCAGUUAUAAAUAUUGAUUGUAAUUUAUUGGGGUUGUGUUUAGCAAUCUUCAAAGAGUGAGUCUUUCUUUAAGGCUCCAAUAAAUUGCAAGCAAAGGUAUUCAUGUUUUGAUAGACCAUGCUAUUACAAUCCAGAGAAAUUAAAAUCUUGUUAAAUUGUA
Molecule: messenger RNA, 1084 nt
Organism: Electrophorus electricus (electric eel)
Lineage: Eukaryota; Metazoa; Chordata; Actinopteri; Gymnotiformes; Gymnotidae
Gene: c2h8orf82
Product: chromosome 2 C8orf82 homolog
Source: RefSeq, a predicted model, not a curated record